AUGACUGAUAUAUCAGAUUCUAACAUAGACCUUUCAAAAACAAACGAUAAUUCUCUUACAUCAGGAUCAGAACUGUCAGAAAUACAAAAUCCUGACUCCCAAAAAUUUAUACAAAUUGGAACAUUAAAUGUACAAGGCUUAAACAAUAUAAUGACUCAACAACAAAUAAUAGAUUUUGCAAAUAAUUACCAAUUUGAUAUACUAGGCCUAACAAAAAUCCGACAUUCUCUACACAACCAAUUUCACAUAUUAAAAAAUAAUCUUAAUCAAAACCCCAAUAACAAAGAAUUCACAUACUACUGGACAAAAGGUUCAGAAACACACAACCAUGGAGUGGGAAUUAUGAUUGAAAAACAACUUAACAAACAUGUAUAUUCAAUUCAAACAUUCGAAAACCAUGCGAUAACAUUAGACAUGACUGAUGGAAUGGAUCAAGAUAAUAACAAAAAG
Molecule: messenger RNA, 450 nt
Organism: Dentiscutata erythropus
Lineage: Eukaryota; Fungi; Glomeromycota; Glomeromycetes; Diversisporales; Gigasporaceae
Source: the annotation of a GenBank genome assembly